This is a messenger RNA of Apis cerana (Asiatic honeybee), 3599 nucleotides long. It is a transcript of the gene Drat, whose product is annotated as Death resistor Adh domain containing target. The record is from RefSeq and is a predicted model, not a curated record. Gene Ontology annotation, molecular function: oxidoreductase activity. Lineage: Eukaryota; Metazoa; Arthropoda; Insecta; Hymenoptera; Apidae.
AGCCUGAACGAGAAAGCUCGUGACGGUAUAAAAGUGAACGAGCGUUACGGCGUUCUACUAGUAUGUUUUAUGCGUUUGACGAGAAACGUUUCGUGUUUUCAUUAUUUUCCAUUUUCUUUUUAUUAUAUUCUUUUUUCUCGAUUUGAAUUUUCAUUUAAUCCACUCGAGUGAGCAUCGAAAUCGAAAAGUUUUUUAGAAUCGUAUAUUGAAUCGAGUGUAUUGGUCAAGAUAAACUUUUAAGAAAAAUAUUAGGAGAAAAAGCGUUACAUAUAUAAUCGAAAAUUGUGAAAUAAGAAAAAUACAUAAUGCCUAUUGAAUUGGAAUCAGUGACACCGAUUACACACAAACCUUGUUCACCUUGCAACGGGGAAAAGAAAAUGAACAAGUUGUGCAAGCAGGUAUCCAUCGAUAGCCCGAACGUAACAGGUCGUGAAUGGGUGUUCAGCUUCGACGUUCCUGUUCCCGAUGUUCCGGCACAUGGAGCCCGGAUACGGGUGAUGUGUGCAGGUGCUUGUUAUCAUCCUCGUCGCUCGCCCAGUCUGUCUAGCCUCACCUCCGUUUCUAGUGCUAGCAGUUUGGCCACAGAUGUCUCGAUGGAGGGUGAUUUUCCGGUAUCCAUGCCACACCAUGGAGUUCGUGAUGCGGCUCUGUUUCCCGGAUACGAAGUUGCAGGAGUGAUCGAGUCCCUUGGGGCGAACGUGCCCGAGGAUUGCGAAUACACAGUUGGAGAUCGAGUGAUCCUUUACCCGUAUGAGGGCAUACCAAACGGAUACGUUGAAUAUCUGGUCGUAUACGAUCUCAAAUAUCUCAUAAAAAUACCCGAUAAUGUGAGCCUGAGCGUCGCUGCGAUGCUUCCUGCUGGUGCUCUCCUAGCCAUGAACACUGUUUUCGCCACCCACGAACACAUUCAAGCAUUGCUGAAACAAAGGGGUGUGAACAGCGUUUGCAAGAUUCUGAUCGUUGGUACCGGUGGUCUGGCUCUUUGGGCGCUCAGAAUUGCUGCUUAUCAUUUCAGCAAUAUGAAGGAUAGGGUUACCAUUACUAUCGCCUCGUUGAAAGACGACGGAUUAACUAUGGCUCAAGAGUUUCAACGAGUAAACGUGGUACAAUGGAGCGAAGAUUUAUACGAGAAACAGCUGAUCGAACGCACGAUGGAUGCUUGUCAAGGUCAUGUGGACGUUGUGAUCGAUUUCGGCACGACAUCACGCAGCCUUCACCGCAGUAUGCAAUGUUUAAGUAAAGGAGGCGUGGUAUUCGUAAUCAAGGAAGUGGCCGAUCGACUUUUGCCUAAAUUCAGCAGACGGGCCGAAGAAUGGCAGCAAAAUAUCAGACCUGUAGAACCCGGUACUCUGGAGCAACUUCGCCAAUUGGUCGAAUUGGUGGCUUCCGGUGAAAUCGAGCCACCACCUCAUACCGUAUAUCCAGCCGAGGAAGUACUCGACGUAGUCCGCAAGUUGUGUCAUUCUGAAAUUCAAGGACGCGCAAUUUUACGCUUCUAUCCAGCAGAUUAAAAAAUUUCUUGGGCAGAAAUAAUCACGUGCCGUGCGGAUCGGCACGUAAUGUGAAUUUCAAGAGCGAUUGAAAUGAUUGGAAGAACAAGAUGGGAACUGGAUCACCGAUGGUUAAUUAAGUAUUGCAGCCAAUGGGGCUGAACGGAUAUUUGGAACUGAUAUUGAUGUUUCACAGAAUCAUCGAGAUCAAAAGGAUCGUUUCAUGAUGUUUUUUCUUUGUGUAAGAUACAAAGAGGUACAAGAAGAAUAGAAGUAUGGCUCUUUUCAAGUUUGGAAAACAUUUGAAGUCGAACAAUUAAUGUAAGAAACGAUAUGAUUGAUCGUUAGAAAAAGCGAAACGAGAGAAAGAGUUAGAUAUGCACUGUGUAUUAUUAUGUAUUUAUCAACGAUGCAUGUAUGAUAACGAUUAUCUUUGAAUCACAUAGAUUGUUGCUCUAUACAUUAUUGGUAAAAAAGAGUACUUAUUCUCAUCUUUCGUUUCAAGGGAAUUUAACCAUAUGGAGAGUUUAUUAAUGAAACGAGCGGGUAUACAAGCGAUUUCGUAAAAUCUUUUAGAAUAAUAAAUAGAUAUUCAAAAAACGAUAUAAAUGUAGAAUGUAUUGCGGAAAAAUUUAACACAGAAUAGGAUGUAGCAUUACAUGGAAUUUUUCACGUUCUUUCAUUAUUAUUGCAAUACUGUUUUCACUUAGAAUUCAUUAAUAUUUUCACAUGGAAUAUUAUAUUUUAUAUUAAUUAUUAAAAAAUGUUUACAAUUCUUUACUUAGAUGAAACGAAGUUAAACAAUGAAAACAACGAAGGAGAAAUACAAUUAAUUUAUAAAUUAUUAAAAUAAUGAAACUUCUAUGUUCAAAUUUCUUAAUUACAAGAAACGUGGUUACAAUUAUUUGUAAGUAUAAUAAAAUCUGCAAUCAAAUUUCGUUUCUGAAUAUCUUGUCAAUCAUUGAAUAAAAUUAUCUACAUAAUUGACUAAUAAAGGAAGUUGGACAACUUGCAAAAUUAGAAAAAUUAAAGACUAUUUCAAAUAUCGUUCAAAUGAUACUAAAAAAAUUACUUUUUAUUUUGAAAAAACAAAAAAUUAUAAUUUUUUUUCAUAUGUUGUAAGUUUUUUAAAUAUUCACAACAAUAUGAAAACUCAUUUUAAAAAUUAGUUUUAUAUUUAUAAAUCGUUUGUUCUUCGACAUAAAAAAUAAUUUCGUUAGUUUGUGAAUUAUAUUUUUACAAAGUUUCAAAUUUUCCUAAUUUUUCAAAUUGUCGAUCUUUCUUUGCAAGUUAAGCCUCAGGUAGAAUUUAAUCUAGAUAAGUUUGAUGUAUCAGAAUAUAGUACUGUUAAUGGUACUGUUAAAUAUUUAACGUCAAUUGAAUUGUAAUGAUCGUUAUGGUUUUAAUAUGAAAUAUACCUGUUCAUCAGGAAAUCGGGAAAGACGAAAUAUUCGUAUACGAUUGUGAUGAAUCGUCAAACAUUGUCAUUUAAAUGACAAUGAAUUCAGAGUGUAUUUUGAACAUAUAUUCGAAACAUAAUUAACACGAUUAAAAAGAAGAAGGAUGCUUCUACUUAUUGAUUUGGUACAAAUAAAAAAAAAAUUAUAUCUAUUAGCAAUUUCACAAAUGAAAUUAUAAUUGGGCAAAAAGAAUUGUUUUGCAAUUGUUAAUAAUUAGAUCCGGUGAAUGUUAAUUUCAUGAUUUAGUAUAACAUUUGUAAAAUAUAAUUGUCUCAUAAUGUAGACAUAAGAAUUAUUUGCGCAUUGUAAUGUUUCGGGGCAUUUUUGUGACUUACCUUUAGGUAUCAGUAUUCGUUUCUCACAUAAUUUAGAAUAAGUUAGCGUACAUUAAAAAUCGUUUUAAUGUAAUGUAUGUAAUUAAUCUCAAAUCACAGUUAUUAAGUCGUUGUAUUUUGAAAGACUGUUUUCUUUAUUUAAAUGUAACUAACUCUUAUUCUUUUUAUUAUAUUUUAUUUUUUAAUUUUUCAUUGUAAUUUAAGUGAUAAUUUAACGAUGUGAGUAUGAUCCACACGUUAUUGUAUCGAUUAUUCAUUGUGACAGUAAUUGUAUUAUAUUAUAAUGAUAAUAUAAUAAAUUUAUUAAAAAUAAA